UGCGGCUGGAGGCCUUGGACAUUAACGGAGUUGGAAAAUCCCGACAAACAAUUGUACUCUCCUAUCCUAUCCUCCCACCAUAUCUCCCGCCAUGUCCAUGGACGAUCUUCCGGACUCUCUAGUUCUCGACAUCCUCUCUAGACUUUCUGAUUCCUCCGAUAUCGCUCGCUGCCGAGUCGUCUCCAAAACACUUAACCUCCUCUCUUGCCAGGUCAGGUCCAUCAACUUCUUCUGCUCCCUCUCUCGCUAUCUCAAAUCGAGAUCGCCGGAGACUAGAUCCCUUAUCACGCCCUUCAAGAUCGUCUUCGCUGAUCUGGUCCGAAGUUAUCGAUGUCUUCAGUCGGUCUCCAUUGGUGUGGAGAAGUCGCUCGCCGGGAUUUCGUACGAUGAUUUGGAGGACGAUUCUGACGAUUUGUUCUUAACGGAAGUGCGAUUUGUAAAGGAAUGGUUGCCUAUGGUUUGUGGAGAGUUGAGAUCGUUAUCGAUUUCCGACUUUUGGGCUCAAUCGUGUUGGCGACGGUCGGAUAUUCUGUCUCUGAUUUCUUCGUCUUGCCAUGAUCUUCUUCAACUGGAAUUGAAAAAUGCUUGGCUGUCAGUCGACAGUUUGUAUCCAAUGCCAAAACUCACAAGUUUGACACUUGAAUUUAUAAGGUUGGAUGAUGAGGACCUCAGCAAGGUCAAUGGUUGCUUCCCAUCUUUGCAAGUUCUUAACUUGAUAGGAGUUGGAGGACUUAAAGAACCAAAGAUCCAUCUCUUGCACCUUAAAACCUGCAAAUGGACGGUUUCAAAUGCUCCGCAUUCUUUGGGAAUUUUUGCCCCAAUCCUUGUGAAGCUCGAACUAAAAUGUAUUAAACCGAGUUCUAUUGUCCUUGACACUCCGUUAUUGGCUGAUCUUAAUAUCUCAAUUGAGAAGGCAAAGAGAUUUGAAGGGAAAGAGUUUCUUAAUUUGAAAAAUCUGCACCUUGAAUCCUCGAGGCUUCUUCGUCUAAUUGACUGGUUUCUGCCAAGUAGAAGUAAAACUGUUAAGAAGCUUACAAUUGAGUCCCGAAAAUCACCUGACCUUCCUCAGCUGAAAAUGAUAGAGACAACAUUUUAUGCCUUCCCGAAUGCUAGCACCCUUAACUUCGGACCUCUAGUUUGGUCACGGCUGGUAACCUGUUAUGGCCCUGAAGGAUUGAGCAGUAGUGCUACAGUGAUGGACCAGUUGAAAGAAAUUACUGCGUAUUUAAUGCCCUGUGCUCUUAAUGACUCUUUCGGGUUCAUUUCAGGUCUCUUGCGCAUAUCAGUUCCUAACUUGUCAGACAUGUCAUUGCUCAUCCACCAUGAAGUUGAUUCUAGCAUUGUUACGAAUCUCAUCUCCAAGUGUAUAGCUUGUCAUCCAAGAGUCAGAUGGAGAUGGGGAAUUUGGAAGGAAGGUGCGGAAAACAGUUGGCAUCUAGUUUCGUAACCCUUGCACUCUGAAGAAGAUGCAGAAUUAAGCUUAAUUUGUUGGUGUUGUAAUUCAAGUUGAGUCUGUGGUCUUGUAGUUUGAUACUGCAGUGAGUAACUCGUUCAGCAACCGAGUGCAAUGGAACACAGAAGAACUGAUACAGGAAGCUUAUAUAUUCGCAUGUGAGGAUAAAACAAGUGCCCAAAUAUACUAUAUUGGGUCAUUUGAUGGUACAUCACUGUAUAUUUAGUAGUGAUGCAGGAUCUUGCUGCUUCUUUGCUUGCUUGCGUCUAUGUUAUCGUAGCUUGUCUGAAUUGUGUAGUUGUAAUGAGGAGAAUCGUUAGUAUGGAUAUUGGGUUUAUUCCAGUGAAGCUUGGAGAGGGGCCGGAAUGGUGGAAUGGUGGAAGUUUUCUCAUCUUUCUUUGUUAGAUUAGAUUGGCUGACUUGGCCUUGUGAAUCAGGAGUCCGGGUAAUAUUGUUUUCCGACGGGUUGCGGCAGAAAUCCAUUGCUAGUAUGGCCUGGACAAAAGUUGUGUGAAAAAUAGACGUCCUAAUCUUGUAUUGUAUACGGUUACAUGUACAUCCUGUAUAUAGAUUUCGGGUUAUUCACGUGUCUUGGAAAAGAAAUCAUGUAACAUAUAUUUAUUCCAUAGACUGGGAUUCGUUUAGCGCAGUUUGCCCUUGCUAAACGCAUUGUUCGUUUUUGGUUUGAAUGUACCGUCUAAGUAUUUGGCUGAACAAUGUGUAUGAAAGAAAUUAAAGAUGAAUGUGUAAGAAGUUGCUUUCGCAUUCGAUGAAA
Messenger RNA from Tripterygium wilfordii, 2228 nucleotides. RefSeq names its product F-box/LRR-repeat protein At4g29420. The record is from RefSeq and is a predicted model, not a curated record. Bases 92 to 1447 code for a protein of 451 amino acids. The transcript has 2 exons. Gene Ontology annotation, molecular function: protein binding. Lineage: Eukaryota; Viridiplantae; Streptophyta; Magnoliopsida; Celastrales; Celastraceae.